Anopheles cruzii is the source of this 1003-nucleotide messenger RNA. RefSeq names its product ribulose-phosphate 3-epimerase (gene Rpe). The record is from RefSeq and is a predicted model, not a curated record. NCBI's taxonomy places the organism in Eukaryota, Metazoa, Arthropoda, Insecta, Diptera, Culicidae. The transcript is spliced from 3 exons. Gene Ontology annotation, biological process: pentose-phosphate shunt; carbohydrate metabolic process; pentose-phosphate shunt, non-oxidative branch. Gene Ontology annotation, cellular component: cytosol. The coding region runs from base 126 to 800 and encodes 224 amino acids. Gene Ontology annotation, molecular function: metal ion binding; D-ribulose-phosphate 3-epimerase activity.
AACACGUAACAACGAGCGUUUGUUUACAAACAGGUCACUAGGUUCAGAUUUGCUGUUUUAUUUGAUUUCAAUUGGAUAGAGAGUGUGAAUAGCCGGUUUUGGAAGAGAUAAAGGAAAGAUUAAACAUGUCCUUAAACGCUAGAAUUGGUCCGUCGAUACUUAAUGCGGAUCUGUCCCAGUUGCACGAGGAAUCUCAAAAACUGCUCGAUAAUGGCGCCGACUAUUUGCAUUUGGAUGUUAUGGACGGAAAUUUCGUACCAAACCUUACCUUUGGUCAUCCAGUUGUGAAGUGUUUAAGAAACAAAAUCACUAACGCCUUCUUCGAAACUCACAUGAUGGUUGAGCGUCCCGAGCAAUGGAUAGAACCGAUGGCUGAUGCUGGUGUCCAACAGUACACCUUCCACAUUGAACCUGUUAUGCAAAUAGUGCCUGAAGUUUGUAGAAAAGUACGGGAAGCAGGGAUGAAAGUGGGAUUGGCUAUCAAACCCGGCACACCUGUAGAUAACGUGCAGAAGUUCAUUGAAGCUGCGGACAUGGUUCUGAUCAUGACCGUUGAGCCUGGUUUCGGUGGGCAAAAGUUUAUGGCCGAUAUGAUGCCGAAAGUGCGAUGGCUACGGGAAAACUAUCCAACAUUGGACAUUGAAGUUGACGGGGGUGUAGGCCCAUCCACGAUCGAUUUGUGCGCUAAAGCAGGCGCAAAUAUGAUCGUGGCAGGCACGGCAAUCAUACGGGCAGACGAUCAGUCAGCUGUAAUUUGCGAAUUAAGAAACUCUGUAUUGCGAGCCAUAAAACAACAGUGACUGGUUUACGAGAAAUUAAUUGAACAUAUCAUUUCCAUGUUUUGAAAACAACGCAGACUUAUUUUCUACGAAAAAUACACAAUGCCCUAUAUUAUAUAUGAAAACAUAACCUUCAUUUGCGUCGUUUACUUCAUAUUUAUCUAUAUUUGAUUAUAUGAGAUGGACUGGCAAGUUUUUGUAUCAUUUGAACAAGAGCAACGCUU